Messenger RNA from Klebsormidium nitens, 495 nucleotides. NCBI's taxonomy places the organism in Eukaryota, Viridiplantae, Streptophyta, Klebsormidiophyceae, Klebsormidiales, Klebsormidiaceae. The record is from the annotation of a GenBank genome assembly.
AUGAAGAGCGCGUUCAAGGGCGUCGUCUUCUGGAUCGGCCAGAAGGACGUGGAGAACCAGGUGACGGUCAACAAGGCCAUGGCGCUCAAACAGAAGUGCGAGGAGAUGCAGACCAAGUACAUGGAGAAACUAGAGCAGGUCCACGCGGCGUACCAGAAGGCGAUGAAGAAGGUGCAGGUGCUGGAGCACGAGAAGGAUCAGCUGACCAAGGACAAGAACGAGCUGCAGGAGAAAUACACCGAGAAGUCGAGGCAGAAGCGCAAGCUGGAGGAGAUGUACGACGCGCUGCGUAACGAGUACGAGCAGCUGAAGCGCGGCGGGAGCGCGCGCGCGGAGCAAGCGCUCGCGCCCCUCCAGCCGCGCGACCGCAACGCCAUGAUGCCGCGUGGAGCGCCGUACAACUUCGGCCCCUCGAACAGCUUCGACGAGCCGGCCCCCAAGAGCCGGCCCACACAGGGUUACGAGCAGCUCGCGUUUCGCACGGAUACGAGUUGA